GCGAACUCCAUCAGUCUCUGCCAGGCGUUUGUGAGAGGAGUGCGUGUCGGGCCAGAGUCGUAUCGGCGCGAAAAGCAACGCGAGUGAAAAGUGCCGUGUUUUGUGAACCUGUGUGUUGGAAUACCUUUCAAAUCUGGAGCCUUACGUUUUUGUAUUGAGGGGUCGCCUGUGUAAUGCAACGAUGGCGACGCGAGCGGUGAGGGCGGUGCUGCUCUGCGCAUGCCUGUUAUUAAUACAACAAGCAAGCGCCGAGCUGAGAGGUCGAUGCCCGGCUGAAGAUGCAGCCUGUCCAUCACGUUCAAAACCCUGUAAUGAGGAUGAUGACUGCGGGGAACAAAUCUGCUGCAUUACUUCUUGUGGACGGUCAUGUGUAGAGCCAUUGUAUACAGGUUGUGAAAAUAUAAAACUAUCAUCGGAGAGGAUAUCACGAGCUCUCGCUGCUGAGAACAGUCGAAGUGGACGAGGCGUUGUCCGCUCGCUGCGGUCACCGCGGUGUAGAAUUUCUGACGGAGAGUUCGAGGAGAUCCAGUGCGAUAAUGAAAUCGUCAGCACGUGUUGGUGUGUAGAUUCUGCUGGAUUUGAGGUACCAGGUACUCGCGCACCUGCAGCUGGCUUAGUCAACUGUACACGAUCAGCCCCUUGCGCCGCCCAUACAUGCCGUAUGCUUUGUCCGCUGGGUUUUGACUUAGACAACCGUGGCUGUCCUCUUUGCAAGUGUAGAGAUCCAUGUUCGGCAGUCACUUGUCCUGGUCAGUUAUCUUGCCAGUUGGAGGAAGCUCCCUGCUUGAGACCACCGUGUCCUCCUGUGCCUACAUGUAAAAGAGGACGUAGUCUCCAAAACAUUUGUCCUGUUGGCGAACCUCUCCUGAUAUCAGAGACAAGCCGGCCGUUUUUAUGCGGUACAGAUCCUGGAAAACCGAACUGCCCCCCACUUUACAGAUGUCUAGUCGAGUCAGGAAACGACUAUGGCGUCUGCUGCCCCGCUUCUUUAGAACUGCAGAAAGCUGGUACCUGCCCUGAACCAUCUACUGCUUCUGAAUUGGACUGUGGAACACCCUGUGCCCAUGACUUGGAAUGUCCAUCAAUGCAGAAAUGUUGCGACGGCGGUGAAUGUGGCCGGCAUUGCACGUUACCACAUAAUGUAACAAUGUGCACACAGCAAAAGAUGUUGGCGGAACUGCUUGUUGUGAGUGAAAAGGAAGGUAGAGGUUAUGUGCCGCAAUGUACUCCCGAAGGGUCAUUCCUCUCGAAACAGUGUUCAAGAAACGGGCUGGUUUGUUGGUGUGUUGACACUGAUGGAAAUAAACUCCGCGGUUCAAUGGGUCCCUCAGCCUCAGUCCAAUGCUCUAUAACACCUCGUCCUGCUAGAUCUGGUGCUAGAAGUUUAAGUUCCUGUGCUAGAGCCCUCUGUGCUGGUGUUUGCGAGUAUGGGUACAAGACUGGUAGUGAUGGGUGCCCUACAUGUGAAUGUGACGAUCCCUGUGCUGGAUAUCCUUGCGCUGACGGGGAAGAGUGUGUAAGAGUACGAGAUUCGGAUUGUUCAGGAGAACUAUGUACUGGAUAUCCCGUAUGUCGACCGAAAAUCUCAUACGACAACCCAUGUGAAGUAGGCGUGCCGGCCAGCGACGAGCACGGGUCCGUGGUGUCGUGCGGCGACGCGCGCGACUGCCCGGCGGCGCACGUGUGUGCGCGCGCGCGCCGCUCCGGCGCCGCCGUGUGCUGCCCCGACCCCGGCGCCGACGACAGCAGCGACGCCGAGCUCUUGGAGAUCAAUUUCGACUCGUGCGGUCCUGAAGCAGAAGCGAUAUGUACCAUGAACAAUACGACCAGUUGUACUGACGGUGUGUGUGAAGAGGGUCUUGUCUGCUGUUCUACUGCGAGUUGCGGACCCGUGUGUGCGGAUGCUGCAAAGAUGCGUCUACAGACGGAUAGAGUCGAUGAUACCCCCACAAUGUGUGAAUACCUUCGUGAUUUCGAUGAAAAAAUGGAAGGCACUGUGGAUGGUAUGAAGUUAGCUCUUCCAGCGCCAACCUGCCAACCCGACGGUUCUUUCACGACCCAGCAAUGUGCUAACGGACGAUGUUGGUGUGUCGAUUCCUUCGGUACGGAGAUACCUGAUACCAGUACGAGAAACGCAUCAUCCGUGGACUGUGACAAACUCCGUACAGAACUGACGUGCCUGGAGUUGACGUGUCGCAUGGGCUGCGACUACGGCUUCGAGUUGGGAGCGGGGCGUUGUCCGACGUGCAAGUGUCGCGACCCGUGCGCCGGCGUGUCGUGUGCGACGGGACGCGCGUGCGCGCUCGUGGACGUCGCUUGUGAUGCCGACUACUGCCCGCCCGUACCUGCCUGCCUCCCACGCAAGAGCGGGCAGUGCCCGUACCUCGUGCCGUGGACGGGCGCGUGCGAGUGGGCGUGUCGCGGGGACGCGGAGUGCGGCGCGGGGCAGCGCUGCUGCGCCACCGGCUGCGGCACCGCCUGCACUGCCGCCGUGCACCAGACCGCCUGCCAGCAGCGCAGAGCCCUUGCUUUACAUACUGCAGCGGAGAAUGGCAACCCUCCAUCGUGGACUUGGGUACCGGAGUGUAAAGAAGAUGGGACUUACGAAAGUAUUCAAUGUCGUGGUUCGAAUAACAUGUGCUGGUGUGUGGAUGCAGCUGGUAAUGAGAUUCCAGGAACGCGAUCAACAAACUCCACACCAUCUUGCAACAGACCCAACCAAUGUCCAGAUCCGGGUUGUGAUGAGGAAGAAAUCUGUACUCAUGGACCGGAACUGGAUCAUAGCGGCUGCCCCACUUGUGCCUGCAGAGACCCAUGUGCUGAAGCAAAAUGUAGGGACGAUGAGACUUGUGAACUUGUUCCAUUGGAUUGCGAGGGUGAAUCCUGUCCUCCUCUAGCUCGUUGUUCGCCAUCUCCUCAAUGCCCUGAAGGAGAACCUCUCCAAGCACCAGAUGGCUCUGGAGCCCUCCUCUGUGGUCCAAACGCUGCUGCCUGUCCCUCCACACACGCGUGUCGCUUCGCACCACACGACUCUAGACCGUCACUGUGCUGUCCCAAGCCACGAACAGUCUGCUCCGAAAGCAAAGACGAAGGCGAGUGUGCGAACAGCGAAGGCCUCAACACGACGCGCUGGCACUUCAACAACGAACGUAACCGUUGCGAACGGUUCCGCUACUACGGCUGCUCCGGAAACCAUAACAACUUCCGCACCAAAGACGAAUGUAACUCCGUAUGUCCCGUAAACAAAACAGCGAUAUUGAAGAAGCCAGAACAAAAAGUGAAAAUUUCUGAAGUUUUGAGUCCAUGUGAGCGAUUGCGGGAGAAGAACGAGGCGGCGGUGCAGAAGUACGGUAAAGGGACUUUCGUGCCCAAGUGCGACGCAAGCGGCGCUUGGGAGUCCGUGCAGUGCAUGGCACAUAUCGAUGUGUGUUGGUGUGUGAGUGCCCGAGGAGAACCACAAAAGGGCUCACUGGUACGUGGAGCAAAACCAACCUGCAACUUCAGACAAGCCCGUAAGUGGGUACGACGAGACCCGCUUGAUGAAAAAGCGAGAGCUGAUGAAGUGCUAGAAGAGUUAAUUCGGCAGAUGACAGCAUAUAGAGUAGACGAUUUCGAAGAAGAGGAAGAUUUCGACAGUAUCGAACUUGAACGAGAGCACCGUGCAGAAAGUGGGCCUUUAUCCGCUGAAGUAUCAUCCAAUGAAGAUAGUUCCUUGCUAUCAGAAGUUAUCGAGCCGAAGCCAGCGGAGACCACGAGGAGGAAGUUGAUCCCUGUCGAAGUAGUGACGGAAAGAGUUAACUUCAAAACUAAAUGCCAAUUGAUGCAAGAAGAAAUUGACAAUGGUGCUGAAGGCUGGCGACCCAGAUGUCUCCCAGAUGGUUCCUUCUCACCACGUCAGUGCGGACGAGCUCGCUGUUGGUGCGUAGACGCUGCGGGUCAGGCGAGACCUGGUGCAGCUGCUCUACAGAAUGAUCGCUGUGAGCUCAUUCAAAUCGAGUCUGCACUUUUGGAGUUGGAAAUAAUAGGCGCUGAAGAAGAAAUAGCAAACAAGGCACAAGCUCUACUCAUGUCUAGACUAUCGGCUCUGGGAGCCCAAGUGCCGGUAUCUGUCACCAAGGAAAGAGGGGUUGUGAAAUUACGCGCUUUGCUCUCAGGACCUAGAGCUGCCGACUUGGUGUACCAUCUUGAGUUACAGGUUAAAAAGGAGAAGAUGUCCGGAGCCGACAAGACAUCAGAAGGUGUUUUGGGCGCUGACGUCAUCCGUAGCGAGUACAGACUAGUGACACCAUCACCGGCCAUGCAAAGAGAGAUAUUAAGCGAGUCCACGGUUUCCGCCGCAACAUCAUAUCACACAGCUGUAAUUGUCCUGGCAGCGACAUCAGCCUUCAUCAUCAGCGUACUCUGCGUUCUUGUCAUGCUGUACAGGGCUAGAUUACAGAGAGAACCUCACAAAGCCGAAAGGUUUCUACCCGCUGCACCCCCUGUAUACGUCCUCUCUGCUGAUGAGAAGGCGGAACUUGCAAGGGUGCUUCACGCUCCCCCCGCUCCAGUCCCACCCUCUAACGAAGAUCACUCGAGAGUGUAGGGUAGACUUUUAAAUUUCGAAUAACGUUCAUUCGGUAUUACAAUCAUAAUGAAAUAAAUUGUAUUAAUAAGUCGGUGAAAUUUUAAAAUAAAAGAUACAAUGCGUGUCUCAUUAUGAAUUUAAUAUUCAGUGAUAAUAUUUCUGUAAAUUAGUUUGUUGAUGUAUUUAAUGUUCAUGGAUUUUUAGUUCUCGAUUAAACGCAACUGAAAAGACUUACGAAUGUGAUGUCAACAAUGUUAAUCGAGAAUGUCCAAAGACGAAAAAAACAUUCUAUACAGAUUAUAAUUAUAAUAUAAUGCCUUAAAUUUAAUUGAUAAAAUAUUGUUCUGGAACUUUGUACUUGUAGAUAUAUAAUUAAAUUUACAACACAAAAAUCGGACGUGUAAAAUACAUUUUAUUUAAUACCACGCAUAAUGUGUAUAAACUUCUUGCACGGCACUUUAAAAUACAUUUUCAACUUAAAAAACUCUUAAUAAAAUUAAAGCAGAAUGCUGUUUUUACUAUCACAAAAAAAAAAUGUAUAAUGUUUCUCAAAAAUAUAAAAUUUGUAUGUGUAUAAAAAAUCAUAUCUAUAAAAAAAAAGUCAAACACAAGUGACCAAUUUCAUGUCUAAUCUAGGUGCGUUAUAUUAUUUUUAAUAGUAGAACUUAAAAAAGACUUCUAUUAUACUUGAAUUAAAGUAAGCUAAUGAAAUAAUUACAGACAUCUGCUAACACGCGUAGUAUGGAAAAAUAAACACUGACUCAACCGCUGUCCUAAAUGUGAGAUUAAAACUCAAAGCUGUAGUGUAAGCGUCAGCUGUUCUGUCAUUAGUUUAGACUGUUUGAUAUUUUACUAAAAAUACACCAGUAAUAUAAAAUUUAAAUUUUAAACAUUAGUGCUGAAACUCGUGUUACUUAACUAAAGUAAUAAUUAUGUUGGUACGACGGACCGUUUUUGAAAUGGUGAUGCACUUGCGUAUAGCAGCGAUCGGAUACACGCUCUUGAAAUGUUUAACAACAUUUGUUUUAAUAUAUAAAUAAUUAUUGGGUCCAAUUGGCUAGAAACUCGUGAUGUUAAACACCUAACCAUUCUAUUUUAUUAAAUUAUAAUAGAUAAUAAAAAAUAUACUUACAUAGAAAUCAACUUGGCCUUAACAAUUUUAAUAAAAUGUUUCAAUUAAUUUCUGAGUAGAUUCAAAGUAAUAACUUUAAACAAUUCGGGCGCACAAUAAUAGACAAGUUUACACUAACAAUAAUAGAUCGUAAAAAAAUACAUUAUUAAAUUUCAACUUCAUAUCCUUCGACUGUAACAAAUGUCUAUUAAUAAACCAUUUAUUUUUUUACACUAUUAAUUUUAUAAUACCCAUUUAGUAAGUAUUUUUAGCAUAUAAGUACUACUAAGAAAGCGAAGUGGCGUGCGUCGAACUAAACGACGAACGCCUAUACGCACCUUUAGUAUCUUUUGUCGAGUCUCGCUCUAAAAAACGUAGAAAAUUUUUAAAGACAAUUUUCAACUACCUAAUAGAUCGUGAUUCGACGUAGAACUAAUCUAGUCUUUUUUAUAUUCAGGUUUUUCUUCCAUAUUAUCAAUUAAAAAACAUAAUUACUUUAUUGUAAAUAACUACAUACAUACUAUAAUUAAAGUAUCACCGAAAAGGUUUUCAUUCUGUAUUUUAUUUUAUUAUCUGUCUAACUGUAUUAUUUUAAUUUAAUCAUAAGUUAAUAUUUAAUUUUAUAGAUGAAUUUAUGUAUUAUUACUAUGUCAAAUAAAUAUAAAGACCUA
Molecule: messenger RNA, 6349 nt
Organism: Vanessa tameamea
Lineage: Eukaryota; Metazoa; Arthropoda; Insecta; Lepidoptera; Nymphalidae
Exons: 25
Coding region: 182-4585 (1467 amino acids)
Biological process (GO): cell-matrix adhesion
Cellular component (GO): extracellular region; basement membrane
Molecular function (GO): serine-type endopeptidase inhibitor activity
Source: RefSeq, a predicted model, not a curated record